UUUGGCUCUCGUGAUGUCCAGAGACGAUCCAUGAAAAAGCUGAACUGGGACACCAUCCCCAGCCAGCGUGUCCUGGGCAAGUUGAAUGUUUGGACGUCUAAGCGGCCUCAGAGGGACCUGGUGCUGGACAUUCGCAGCAUGGAGGAGCUGUUCAGUCAUGUGGACAAACGGGCAUCGAUACGCAAUUCAAGGGUCAUGGGUCUGAACAAGUUUGAUGGCAUGGACCUCUUCCCACAGGAGCCUCAGGUCACAAUCCUUGACUCUAAAAAGAGUAUGAAUAUCGGGAUCUUCCUGAGACAUUUCAAGAGGCCAGUGACAGAACUGGUACAGGACAUUCGUCAGGGGAACUGGCUCAGAUUUGGAACAGGCAAACUGAAAGAGCUUUGUAAACUGCUACCAGAGGAAAGUGAGGUGAAGCAUCUGCUGUCGUUCAGUGGGAACCUGUCUGUGUUACCUGAGGCUGACCAGUUCAUGGUGCAGCUGGUCAAAGUGCCGGGCUACGAGGAACGCCUGAAAACGAUGGUGCUGAGGGAGGAAUUCUUUCCUCUUAUGGAGGAGGUGAAGAACUCUGUUGGCGUCAUGACCAAAGCAGCUAAUGAGCUGUUGGACUGUGAUGAACUCCACUCAGUCAUUCGGCUGGUGUUGAAAGCUGGGAAUUACAUGAACGCUGGUGGCUACAGUGCCAAUGCCAUCGGCUUCAGGAUGACGUCUCUGCUCAAGUUGGCAGACACCAAGGCCAACAAGCCUGGCAUGAACCUCAUGCACUAUGUUGCCAAGCAAGCAGAGGACAUUGAUUCUGAGUUGCUGACUUUUCCCAGCCAGCUUGAACACAUCGGGAUGGCAGCAAGAAUUUGUAAAGAGGAGGUAAUCGCAGACUUUGAGAGAGAGGUGAAGAAGAUCAAGGAAGUGAAAUUGUACAGCAGUAGACAGCCUGGCUUCUUGCAACAGAUGGAGACGUUCCUCAUGAGGGCUGAUGCCAAGCUGGCCGACGUGGAAUCCUCUCUCCAGGAGCUGAAUGGCCUGAGCAAUGCUGUUGCUGAGUACUUCUGUGAAGACCCGGCGACCUUCAAAAUGGAGGAGUGCUGCUCUAUCUUUCAUUCUUUUUGCAAGCGGUUUGAUACAGCUGUAAAGGAGAACCAAGAGCGAGAGGCUGCAGAGCAGAGGCGCAAGCGGAAGGAGAGCAUCCGUAUUACAGGAAACCGACGCUCCACAAUGUCUGGCCCGGUACCUGAGCCUGGUCGGGACUCGGCCAGCUUGGAGUUGGCCUUACACAGCUUUCUGUCCAACGUUCCAGAGGGAUUAGUCAGAUGUAGGAGGAACCUGCUGCCCCCAGUCAAAGGAUCCCCCAAUGACCGCAGUCCUCGGUCUGGUCAGUCAGCAGAAAAAACUGAGACUACGUCCUCUACUAAACAGAGGAGGCCUGAGAAGAAACAACCCAAACUGCAGAAAGAGCAAGUAGCAGCACCGGAAAACAAGGAGGAAGCUGAGAAGAUGCGUGCGAUAACUCGGAAGGUGCUACGCUACCAAAACAGCAACAGUAGCCUUGAUGGGGACAGAGUUUCAGGCACUCCGCGGCGCUCGGGGAGACCGCAAGACUCUCCGGCUACUCCAAGUACCCCACGGCCUAGGACCAGAGACUUCUUCUUUGCCAACAAUGGGGACGUGGGCUCCCCGUGGACUAUCCUGAGCCCUUUUACUUGUUCUCAAAGAAACAUCCCUAAGCGAAACAGACAAGCACACCAACAGAGACUGUCCUCAACUUCCGGUGGAGAUGACCUGGAUGAUGGAGUGUGGGAGAGUGAUGAAGGCAAUUGUCUUCCUAAUCGGGACAGUCUAACAUCUCCAUGCGUGGGUACUGCGUCUCUUCCCGAGUGCCCCCACCAGAGGGCUGUGUCGCAGGCUCCCAUUCUCAGGUCUAUCUCCAUGGAUGAAACAAGGCGAUCUCCAGCAUCUGGUUUCCGCCUGGGGGACAUAUUCCAGAGAAGCAUGUCUCAAAGGUCAUACUCGUCCGGCUCAAGGACAGAAAAUACAAGAGAAGAAGUUGCAGGAGUCUUUCCAUUGAAUCGCUCUAAGGCGAGGAAUCAUGUGGAAGGGCAAGUGAGCAGCUCUGGGCUUAUAUCCUUCUUCAGACGCAUUGGAGGCAGAAGUAAGCCUGGCGAUGUGGAAGAACAAAACUUCAGAGGAUCUAACACUUGA
This is a messenger RNA of Seriola dumerili (greater amberjack), 2196 nucleotides long. It is a transcript of the gene fhdc3, whose product is annotated as FH2 domain-containing protein 1-like. The transcript is spliced from 11 exons. NCBI's taxonomy places the organism in Eukaryota, Metazoa, Chordata, Actinopteri, Carangiformes, Carangidae. The record is from RefSeq and is a predicted model, not a curated record. The annotation marks the transcript as partial.